AGGCAUCAUGGGAAAACAGAACAGCAAGCUGACCCCUGAGGUGAUGGAGGACCUGGUGAAGAGCACGGAGUUUAACGAACACGAGCUGAAGCAGUGGUACAAAGGCUUCCUCAAAGACUGUCCCAGCGGCAGGCUGAACCUGGACGAGUUUCAACAACUCUAUAUCAAGGUGCGUAUGAGGUGUGGUACACCCGGAGAAAUGAUUUAUAUAUGGUGUUAUAACUUCUAGCUAGGGAAAUGAUUGAUAUCCUUAUUAUAUAAUGUGAUAAGAAACCUUUGUGAAGCUAGAACAGACAGAAUCAGGGUUUGAUUUCUCUGCAUUAGAACUGCUCUGUCGUUCAUUAUGUUUUCUCCGUCAUAUUAACUGAUCAUAAUGCUAGUUACAACUAAAGAUACGUUUUUAAAUAGUUGGAUAUCACAGCUGUCUCAAUCAAUUUCUCAACUUUGCAGUUCUUCCCGUACGGCGAUGCAUCAAAGUUUGCACAGCACGCCUUCAGGACCUUCGACAAGAACAGCGAUGGCACCAUCGACUUCAGAGAGUUCAUCUGUGCCCUGUCCAUCACAUCGCGUGGCAGCUUCGAGCAGAAACUCAACUGGGCCUUCAACAUGUACGAUCUGGAUGGAGAUGGCAAGAUCACCAGGGUGGAGAUGUUAGAGAUCAUUGAGGUAAGGAAUCACAUUGAUGGCUGGCUUCCCGGACACAGAUUAAGCCGUUUUAGUCCAUUACUAGGUUUAGUCCGUGCCCGGGAAGCCAGCCCUAUAUGUUUUUUUAAAACUUGUACCCAUGAAGCUUAUACUAGCUGUUUAAGUUAUUUAUCCAGUUUUAAUGAAAUCUGCAGUGCAUGUUACUUGAAUGUAUACUGCAAAGACAAACAUGACUAAAAUAAACAUUGAGACAGAGGACGAUCAAGUUUAGCCGCUAGAUAAAAUCAGGAGAAUGUGUGUCCAUAGGGGGAACAGAAGGUAAGGUAAGUGACCAUUGAGAGGGGUGUGGGGUGAAAAUGUCCAUUGGGGGAGUAGCAGGGGGGAGGGGGGAGUAGGUUGCUGACUAGCCUGAUGGUCUGAGGUUAGAUUGGCCACUCUUCCAGUUUUUGCCAUGAUGCUCCUGUACUGCCAAUGUCGGAGUGAUUGAAGCGGGGAGAACAGGGCAUGGUUUGGGUGUCUGGGGUCCCUGAUGAUCUUCUUGGACUUCCUGCGACACCUGGUGUUGUAGGUGUCCUGUAGGGCAGGCAGUGUGCACUCAAUUGGUGCGUUCGGCUGCACGUAUCACUCUCUGAAGUGCAUUGCAGUCUGCGGCGGUGGAGUUGCCAUUCCAGGCUGUGAUGCAGCCUGACAGUAUGCUCUUGAUGGUGCUCCUGUAGAACACGGAGGGCUCUCGGGGACAAGCCUAAUUUAUUCAGCAUCCUGAGGUUGAAGAGUUGCUGUCGUGCCUUCUUCACCACGGUGUCUGUGUGGUUAGACCAUUUCAGCUUCUCUGCGAUGUGUACGCCGAGGAAUUUGAAGGUAUUGACCGUCUCCACGGCGGUCCUGUUGAUGUGGAUGGGGGCGUGUCCAGCCUGAAGUCCACAGUCAGCUCCUUUGUUUUGCUAACGUUGAGGGAGAGGUUGGUUACCUGGCGACACACCGUCAGAGUGUCUCAUCAUUGUUGGUAAUCAGGCCUACUACUGUUGUGUCAUCAGCGAACUUGAUGGAGUUGGAACUGUGUGAGGCCAUGCAGUCGUGGGUACACAGGGAAUACAGGAGGUGACAGCGGGCACACCCUUGUGAGGCUCCCGUGUUGAGAAUCAGUCGAGGAGGUCAUUUUGCCUACCUUCACCACCUGGAGGCGGCCCGUCAGGAAGUCCAGGACUCAGUUGCAUAGGGAGGAGUUCAGACCCAGGGCCGUGAGCUUCAUAAUGCGCUUAUAGGGCACUAUGGUAUUGAAGGCCGAGCUGUAGUCGAUGAACAGCAUCCUCACAUAUCCACUCCUUUUGUCCAGGUGGGUAAGGGCAGUGUGUUAUGUUAUACAGUGGGGAGAACAAGUAUUUGAUACACUGCCGAUUUUGCAGGUUUUCCUACUUACAAAGCAUGUAGAGGUCUGUAAUUUUGAUCAUAGGUACACUUCAACUGUGAGAGACGGAAUCUAAUACAAAAAUCCAGAAAAUCACAUUGUAUGAUUUUUAAGUAAUUAAUUUGCAUUUUAUUGCAUGACAUAAGUAUUUGAUACAUCAGAAAAGCAGAACUUAAUAUUUGGUACAGAAAUCUUUUUUUUUUGCAAUUACAGAGAUCAUACGUUUCCUGUAGGUCUUGACCAGGUUUGCACACACUGCAGCAGGGAUUUUGGCCCACUCCUCCAUACAGACCUUCUCCAGAUCCUCCAGGUUUCGGGGCUGUCGCUGGGCAAUACGGACUUUCAGCUCCCUCCAAAGAUUUUCUAUUGGGUUCAGGUCUGGAGACUGGCUAGGCCACUCCAGGACCUAGAGAUGCUUCUUACGGAGCCACUCCUUAGUUGCCCUGGCUGUGUGUUUCGGGUCGUUGUCAUGCUGGAAGACCCAGCCACGACCCAUCUUCAAUGCUCUUACUGAGGGAAGGAGGUUGUUGGCCAAGAUCUCGCGAUACAUGGCCCCAUCCAUCCUCCCCUCAAUACGGUGCAGUCGUCCUGUCCCCUUUGCAGAAAAGCAUCCCCAAAGAAUGAUGUUUCCACUUCCAUGCUUCACGGUUGGGAUGGUGUUCUUGGGGUUGUACUCAUCCUUCUUCUUCCUCCAAACACGGCGAGUGGAGUUUAGACCAAAAAGCUCUAUUUUUGUCUCAUCAGACCACAUGACCUCCCAUUCCUCCUCUGGAUCAUCCAGAUGGUCAUUGGCAAACUUCAGACGGGCCUGGACAUGCACUGGCUUGAGCAGGGGGACCUUGCUUGCGCUGCAGUAUUUUAAUCCAUGACGGCGUAGUGUGUUACUAAUGGUUUUCUUUGAGACUGUGGUCCCAGCUCUCUUCAGGUCAUUGACCAGUUCCUGCCGUGUAGUUCUGGGCUGAUCCCUCACCUUCCUCAUGAUCAUUGAUGCCCCACGAGGUGAGAUCUUGCAUGGAGCCCCAGACCGAGGGUGAUUGACCGUCAUCUUGAACUUCUUCCAUUUUCUAAUAAUUGCGCCAACAGUUGUUGCCUUCUCACCAAACUGCUUGCCUAUUGUCCUGUAGCCCAUCCCAGCCUUGUGCAGGUCUACAAUUGUAUCCCUGAUGUCCUUACACAGCUCUCUGGUCUUGGCCAUUGUGGAGAGGUUGGAGUCUGUUUGAUUGAGUGUGUGGACAGGUGUCUUUUAUACAGGUAACGAGUUCAAACAGGUACAGUUAAUACAGGUAAUGAGUGGAGAACAGGAGGGCUUAAAGAAAAACGAACAGGUCUGUGAGAGCCGGAAUUCUUACUGGUUGGUAGGUGAUCAAAUACUUAUGCCAUGCAAUAAAAUGCAAAUUAAUUACUUAAAAAUCAUACAAUGUGAUUUUCUGGAUUUUUGUUUUAGAUUACGUCUCUCAAAGUUGAAGUGUACCUAUGAUAGAAAUUACAGACCUCUACAUGCUUUGUAAGUAGGAAAAUCUGCAAAAUCGGCAGUGUAUCAAAUACUUGUUCUCCCCACUGUAUAUGUUAUGUAUAUGCCUAUACAGUAUGUUAUGGUGGGGAACAUUGGUAAAUAACUGAAGUAGUAUCAAGAUUAAACUUUGAACAUGUUAACAGAUUAACCAUGACUGUGUGAAAAUAGGUAUUUCUUGAAUUCCUUAUACCCCUGUUCUUUUCCUGUAGUAUCACCUCACCUCUCACCCCUGUGUGUCUAUAGGCCAUAUACAAAAUGGUGGGCACUGUGAUCAUGAUGAAGAUGAACGAGGACGGCCUGACACCGGAGCAACGGGUGGACAGGAUCUUCAGCAAGAUGGACAAGAACAACGACGACCAGAUCUCAUUGGAUGAGUUCAAAGAGGCGGCCAAGAGCGAUCCGUCCAUCGUGCUCCUGUUGCAGUGUGAUAUGCAGAAGUGAGGAGGUGGUGCUCGUCUGCAGAAAAUCAGACCUGCUCACUCUUUGGACAGUCAGCACAUGUUUUAAUGUUUCAUUAAGUUCUUCUUCUUCAACUUCUCAGCCUUUUCCACAGGAAAAUAAUUAUGCUUGGACUAUUUUUCAAUGGACUUGCUUCUUGUGGUUGUAUGCAUGAGAAUGUCAAAUAGCAGAAUAAUUUUAAAUAUAUUAUAUUACACAGUAUCAUGAUACAUUUAUAUUUUAUCGAAACUGAUCUGCCAAUGUGAAUUGUGCACAAGUCAUCCUAUUCCAUUUACCCAUUCACUUUUAGGCUAGCUUGUAUAUCAGUGAAGCUCUAUACAUCAAAUGAUUCUGUUCCUGCAGUAUUUAGAUGAUCUAUGUCCACUGCUGCAGCUAGCUUCUAAUGCUUAAUAUGCUGGUAAUGAACACUCAUUCCUAUGAUAAUUGUAACUCGUCUCUAUAAUAUUCAAACUUCUUGAGCUCUUGGAAAAAUAGAGGAGAUUCUUGUUCUUUCCAAAUAAGGUGUUCUAUUCAGACUGACUGGAAUUGAAGUGUAGGUUCUAAUCUUUGCAUGCAUGUGUUAUGUGUUCAGGCUCUAUAAUCUAACCUCUUAUUAAGUUGUUGCAUCUGCAAGCGGGGUAUUCAAGGAGAAGCCCUACGAAAAGCGUUUGGUAUUGUUGCAUGGGAUGUACAGUAGUGAUUCACCAGACCAUUACAUUAUUAACCUCCUGUGGGAGCUUGUUGCCCUCAUUUUUUAUAAUGUAUACAUGUGUAAUUAAUGUGACACUUGAGUUCUUGAACGACAGCCAAUACGGGCCCAGGUUGUAACCUCUCACACAGAGAGAAGAUGUAUCUGAAAGUUGAGUAUUGAAUUCAAGUCCAGCAGUACUGAGAAACGAGAGAAUAAAUCUGGUGCUGAUUAUAUACUACCCACUGGGCAAAAACUGGUUGAAUCAACGCUAUUUCCACGGCAUAAAAAAAUGUACAUGUGAUGACGUUGAAUCAACAUGGUGGUCCUCUGUAGCUCAAUUGGU
Coregonus sp. 'balchen' is the source of this 5035-nucleotide messenger RNA. Lineage: Eukaryota; Metazoa; Chordata; Actinopteri; Salmoniformes; Salmonidae. The record is from the annotation of a GenBank genome assembly.